Aspergillus tanneri is the source of this 3627-nucleotide messenger RNA. RefSeq names its product Peptidyl-prolyl cis-trans isomerase cyp8 (gene CYP8). Lineage: Eukaryota; Fungi; Ascomycota; Eurotiomycetes; Eurotiales; Aspergillaceae. Gene Ontology annotation, cellular component: P-body. Gene Ontology annotation, molecular function: peptidyl-prolyl cis-trans isomerase activity; ubiquitin-protein transferase activity; mRNA binding. Bases 1 to 3627 code for a protein of 1208 amino acids. Gene Ontology annotation, biological process: protein ubiquitination; protein folding; deadenylation-independent decapping of nuclear-transcribed mRNA. The transcript has 5 exons. The record is from RefSeq and is a predicted model, not a curated record.
AUGGCAUCUGAAUUUAUUGGCUACAAUGUUCUUGUGACUCUGAAGGCGCCGCCAAAUGCAACCGUGCAAGGAGAAGUGUCCGAUGUCAUAGGCCAGCGCUUAAUACUGCGAAAUGUGCGGCUCUCAUGGAACCCCCAACAGCUGUUACCGGACUACUUCAUCGAUGCUACCGACAUAGCGGACCUGUCCCUUGGAUCCUCCGCCAAGGAUCCCCCGCAGGGUUUACCUGCAGCUAAAGAAAACAGAACCACGACUCAGGCCACCUCUUCGGCACAGCGAUCUUUUGUUGAUCCUGCCAUUCUAAGCUUCUCCAAACCGCCCUCCAAAAAAACUAGCCAAGGUAUAGAAUCGAGUGCGCGACAGCUACAAUCUACCCUGCCUGGUGGACAGAACCCUCAGCGGCCCAGCUCAUCACAGAAAAUCCAUCAUGAGCCAACCGCGGUACUGACUGAACCAUUCAGUAGCCUGGAGCUGAAUGUAGACAGCAACUCAGGGGCGCGAAGCACACAGCAGGUGGAAGAACUCCUUGAAUCGGUUUACGGUCCAAGAGACGAACUUGCGCCUUUACAGGCACCCGCCCAGUAUGCCUCCAAGCGAGGCCGCCGAAAUGGGCAGAAAAAGCUUCUGCGAAAUGGGGCCCCGGCAACUUGGAACGAACAUGAUGGGGCUUCAAACACGAAUCCGAAGACUAGAGGCUGGCGCCAAACUGCCUUCGUUGAGCCAUCCGAUCCGCACCUGGCGAACUUUCCAAAAUCACUCGGAGAAAAAGGAGAGGCUGUUAAAGGGCGACGUCGAAGGAAGAAGAACCGCGGGUCUUACGCUGAAGACCCCAACGGAUGGGCGACAGAAGACGCCACAGAUAUCCAGGAGAUGGGGGAAUUUGAUUUCCAAAGCAACCUCUCAAAGUUUGAUAAGCGCAGGGUUUUCGAAGAGAUUAGAAACGAUGACACAACUGCCGACGAAGCACGACUUGUCAGCUUUAACAGAAGGACGCCCAAGCCAGGCACGAACGGCGGGAAAAACCUGCACUGGACAGAGAAUGUCCUCGACAGUCCUCAGGAGAGUGAAAAUGAAGAAAGUGAUCAUGGACCCAGCGAUGCGAAGCUGAGCAGCGGGAACUAUUCAGGGCGUGAGCGUGCCUCAGUUCGAGGCCAGACUUCUCGGAAAGGAAGUGCUAUGCUCGGACAGCCCUUGGUCCCACCACAGAUUAAUACCAUCGGACGUGGUCAACAUAGCACUCCUCGCACCACCAGCCCUCGCCCAAAUAAAACCCCUGUUUCAGUAUCUCCGAUAAACGGACCGGGUGUGCCGGGAGCUUCCUUACGUCUCACUACCACCAACAGAAGUUGCCCGACUGUAAGCCCUCUACAGACACUUGAGGUUGAGCAGAUUGCCGUCACAGAGUUUGGCCUAACUGAGGAUAUGAUUACGGAAAAUGCCGGAAGAGGGAUUGCAGAAGCCGCGGUUUGUCUUCUUUCGAAUGACGCAGCUGCGCCGACUAUGCUAGUUCUGACAGGCAACCAUCGUACUGGAGCAAGGGCUGUCUCUGCUGCCCGUCAUCUUCGCAACCGGGGCCAUCGUGUCACCGUUUGCAUGCUGGGUAUUGAGCAUGAGACUGAGCUGCUCGAAAGCUGUCGCAAACAGCUUAACGUAUUCAAGAAGAUUGGUGGGCGCGUAUUAAGAUGGGAAGACUUAUCUGCCCGGCUAUCAACCUCUGACUUCAGCCCAGACUUGGUUGUGGAUGCCAUAUUUGGUAUUCACAUAGCCUUCGACGACCUCCGCACAGAUGAUCAGGCUACCGCCUUUGAGAUGAUUGCCUGGACCAACCGGAGUAAUCUGGAUGUUCUGUCCGUCGACGUCCCAUCCGGACUGUCUGCUUCCAGUGGUGAGGUGACCAUCGUCGAGGACGGCCGAUUGUGCAUCACCCAUUCCGAAUGGGCAUCGGAAGACGCUUUCUCUGCCAGUGCCGGCGCAGGGGCCGGGAAAGCCAGACGAGGAGGAACUGAUGCGACUUUCAAGCGCCUUCCUUUCAACUUCUGCUCCCUAUCCCUGCAGCCGUUUGUGCAUCCCGUUUGCACCCCGUCGGGCACAAUAUUCGACCUCACCAAUAUUCUACCGUGGAUUAAGCAACACGGAACGAAUCCAGUGGACGGCACCCCGCUGAAGAGUGCCGACCUGACCAAGUUGCAUAUCCCCAAAAAUGAGUCGGGCGAAUAUAUCGACCCAGUCACCUUCAAAGUCCUGACCAACAACACCCAUAUUGUCGCUUUGCGCAACACGGGAAAUGUGUUCGCAUGGGAUACUGUGGAGCGAUUGAAUCUCAAGGGCAAGCUGUGGCGCGAUUUAGUAUCGGACGAGGAGUUCAGUAGGAAGGACAUCAUCACGCUACAGGACCCACAGAACGUUGAGUCGAGAAAUAUGACCACGUUUAACUAUUUGAAGGAAGGGGGUGCUGAAAUACCUGGGAAAGAAGAUCAGUCAAAUAACGUCAAUGUUAAUGCGUUGGGAAGCUCGGCCAAGAUUCUCAAGGCAAAAGAAGCUGUGGCUAAGGCGCGUUCCGAGAGAGCUCAACGUGCCGAUUCUGCUGCUUUAUCUAAACCAAAAGCCGAUGGCACCGUUGGGACGACUUCUCUCUCCCAGAAAUCGACUUUGCAGCAAUCAGGGAAACCGGUGCCAUAUAACGCGGCGAAACAUACUACUGGCCUAGCCGCUGCGUCGCUUACCAGCACUGGGCUCACACCGCAUACGUCCGGCGAGCUCGCACUGCUGUCGGAUGAAGAAUAUAUGCUAAAGAGGGGACGGGUAAAGCAGAAGGGCUAUGCUCGAAUCUCAACGACCUCUGGUGAUCUGAACCUGGAGCUCCAUACUGAAUAUGCGCCCAAGGCCGUUUGGAAUUUCAUUAAGUUGGCCAAGAAAGGAUACUACAAGGAUGUUACUUUUCAUCGCAACAUUCGAGGGUUUAUGAUCCAAGGCGGGGACCCGUCGGGCACUGGACGCGGAGGUGAAAGCAUCUGGGGCAAAUACUUCAACGAUGAGUUCGAAGGGCCUCUCAAACAUGAUUCUCGCGGAACCCUGAGUAUGGCCAAUAAAGGGAAAAACACUAACAGCAGUCAAUUUUUCAUUGCCUACCGUGCACUGCCUCAUUUGAACCACAAACAUACCAUUUUUGGACACAUUAUCGACGACCCGACACCAUCGUUUACGACCCUGAAUAGCUUAGAGACCCACCCGGUAAAUUCAUCCACCAAUAAACCUACGCCAGACAUUCGAAUCAAAGACGUUACGGUCUUUGUGGAUCCGUUUGAGGAGUUUUUGAAGCAGAAGCAGGCCGAAGAGGUCGCAGGCAAGGCACAGCCCGACCCCGCAGAGGACGAACAGAAUGCCCGACGCGAGGAUGAUGACCACAUCACUUGGACCGGGAAGAGAAUUCGCGGGUCCGGAUCGACAGUUAUGGGUGAUGGAUCUGGCGCAAGCGUUGGCAAGUACCUGAAGGCAGCCUUGAGCAACCAGGCUGGUCAAGAGGAGGAAGAAAUUGUUGAAUUUGUGGAUGAAGUGCCCGAGCCUGAGCGCAUGCGUAAGAAAUUUAAAGGAACGGGAGGGUUUGGUGACUUCAGUUCCUGGGACUGA